Messenger RNA from Lottia gigantea (owl limpet), 1646 nucleotides. RefSeq lists its product as hypothetical. The transcript has 5 exons. The coding region runs from base 37 to 891 and encodes 284 amino acids. NCBI's taxonomy places the organism in Eukaryota, Metazoa, Mollusca, Gastropoda, Lottiidae. The record is from RefSeq and is a predicted model, not a curated record.
UAAAUUUCAAGAAGACGGCUUCGAAUAAAGAUUAAGAUGGCCGGAUUAAAGCUAGUUAUGUGUAUGGCUUUGAUUGCUCCAGUGCUGUCUCAGGUUUUCAAUGGACGACAAUUUCCACAGAGACAGCAGAGAUUUGGUAUGCAACAAUUCGGGAUGGGUAGAGCAGCUGGAAUGACUGAAAUAGGCGAAUUCAUGGAUACUAGAAGCGAUAUGAUUUCUGAUGCCAUGGAGAGAAGAGGUUCAAUGGGUUCAAUGGCACAGUCUGCACUUGGAAAUCAAAAAGUUGGUUUCGGAGCUACUCAGAGACCCCGUGGAAUGAAUUACAAUAACCAAUUCAACGUUUAUCAAGUACCACAAGUUCAAGCACGAGCUCAACCUUACCAACUGGUUAACGGCAUACCCAGUAACACCGUUUUUCUUCAAACUGCGCCCUCUGGCCAAUAUGUGUCUGCUUCUCAGAUGGCAGUAUCUCCGCAAAUCAUUCAUGCUCCACAAAUCAUUCGCGCCCGACAAAUCGUGGGUGCUCCACAAAUUAUGGGUGCUCAACAAGUUAUGGGUGCUCAACAAGUUAUGGGUGCUCAACAGAUGCUUUCCGCUCCACAGAUGUUGUCUGCUCCACAGAUGGUUGCUGCUUCACGAACCAGAGCUACCCAGCAAAUCGCUGCUGCUCAACAACCAGUUGCUGCUCAACAACCCGUCGCAGUUCAAAAACCAGUCUCCGUGCAGGCACCACAGCCACAAGCUAAUAAAGCUGCCCAACCACAAUCAGUGCCAAGUGUAACUACACAAACUGCCGGAAAUAUUCCAGCCAAUCAAGUUAUAGAAAUGCUCAAACAAAUGUUUACCUCUACUGGAAGCAAUACGGGUGCUAGAAAAUUUGUGAUUGUGUAAAGAUUUGGUGAAUGGAGAAAGGGAGAAAUAUUCUGAGAUCUCAAAAUAGUUUGAAAUAUAUUUGGAAUGUCGUACUCCUAUUGUGUACGGAAGUUUAGAUUGUUAUUGUACGUAACCUCAACACGAGACAACGAACGAAAUGUCCGCAUCUCAGAAUACUAUCAAAUUGUAUUUUCCUUUAAACGUUUAUAGUAUUAUGAAUUUUUGAGUUUUACGUCAUACUCAAAAAAGAGUUAUUCAGCAAAUCAAACGAUAAGUGUUCAUACGUAUUUGUUAUGAUAAAGUUAUCAUGAAAAGGAUUCAAUAUGUAAAAAUAUUAAAAUAUACAUUUGUCUUUUCGAUCUUCAGACAUGACAAAUCUAUUUAGUAUACCCACACUGUAUAAGAAACUAUUGUCUGAGCAAAGUAAAAAGCGAAAAUUGUCCUCGGUAAAAACAAAUUUUUAAGACAUAAUGUGAAUUCAUGUUUAUAUUUUUAUCAACACAAAGACAUACAAAGACUAUCAGUCCUUUUUUGAAGCUGUUGUUCCAAUGCUCAUAAAAAUAAUGGAAAAAAUUCACAAGACUUUUUACUUUGCUCUGACAAUAGUUGAACUAGUUAGUCUUAAGAUCUUAAUGGUGGGUUAUCCGAUAUAACUAAACUAUCACUUGAUUUCAACCAUAAGUAUAUUUUAAAAAUAAAUAUAUAUAUUUUAAAUUUUAUAUUUAUAUUGUUCUUCUUGUCUUAAUGUUAUUUUGAAAAUAAAUUAGUUUGUU